AUGGCUACCUUUGGCGUAGGGCAACACCGACUGUUGCUGGGGUUGCUGUUGAUGGUUGGACAGGAUUUUUCCACCCGGCACGUGCUCGCUGAUGACUCGCCGAGACGGGACGCGAACUAUCCACCCCCGGAGUUGCUGGAAAAGAUGAAACUGAUGCACGAUGCGUGCGUAACCGAGACGGGCGUCUCCGAGGACGCUAUCAAGCGGUUCAGCGAUCAGGACAUCCACGAGGACGACGCGCUCAAGUGCUACAUGAAUUGUCUGUUCCAGCAGGCGGGCGCCGUGAACGAUAAGGGCGAGUUUCACUACGUCAAGAUACAGGACUUUCUGCCCGAGUCGAUGCACCUGAUCACGCUCAACUGGUUCAAGCGGUGCCUGUACCCGGUGGGUGAGACCGCCUGCGAGAAGGCGUUCUGGUUGAACAGCUGCUGGAAGGCGAAGGAUCCGGUGCACUACUUCCUGCCGUAA
Anopheles nili is the source of this 468-nucleotide messenger RNA. RefSeq names its product pheromone-binding protein-related protein 6-like. Gene Ontology annotation, molecular function: odorant binding. Gene Ontology annotation, biological process: sensory perception of smell. The record is from RefSeq and is a predicted model, not a curated record. The transcript has 3 exons. NCBI's taxonomy places the organism in Eukaryota, Metazoa, Arthropoda, Insecta, Diptera, Culicidae. The coding region runs from base 1 to 468 and encodes 155 amino acids.